Messenger RNA from Juglans microcarpa x Juglans regia, 1040 nucleotides. Its product is annotated as MYB-like transcription factor EOBII. Bases 1 to 828 code for a protein of 275 amino acids. NCBI's taxonomy places the organism in Eukaryota, Viridiplantae, Streptophyta, Magnoliopsida, Fagales, Juglandaceae. The transcript has 3 exons. Gene Ontology annotation, cellular component: nucleus. The record is from RefSeq and is a predicted model, not a curated record. Gene Ontology annotation, biological process: regulation of DNA-templated transcription. Gene Ontology annotation, molecular function: DNA-binding transcription factor activity; sequence-specific DNA binding.
AUGGGGUGGGGAAUUCCAGAACAAGGGUGGACGAAAGGUCCUUGGACUCCUGCAGAGGAUAAAUUGCUUAGUGACUAUGCCAACUUGUACGGGGAGGGACGAUGGACCAGUGUGGCCAAGUGUCCAGAUUGCAUUCAUAUUGGACUGUUUUUAUUUGUCUUAUCAGGUUUGAAUAGGAGUGGCAAGAGCUGCAGGCUAAGGUGGGUGAAUUAUCUCAAGCCUGGGCUCAAAAGAGGCCAAUUAACACCCAUAGAGGCUGGCAUUGUUAUUGAAUUGCAUGCUCUCUGGGGUAACAGGUGGUCAACCAUUGCAAGAUACCUGCCUGGGAGAACGGACAAUGAGAUAAAAAACUACCUGAGAACCCAUUUCAAGAAGAAAGACAGAUCCCCUGAGAAGAAAGAAAAGGGUACUAAAGCAAUAAUCCCAAAACAAAAACAACCACCACAGACGCAGGAGCAGUUGCCACAAGAGAAUGACAUGAUCAAAAGGGCGAUAUCCUGUGGAAACAGUACUCCAAGUGAUCAUCAUGAUCAGCAGAUUACGACCGAAUCACAGGGAGGAAAAGAGAUGUUUUUCAUGCACCACCCCACUAAUUUGGAGGAUCAAUGCUUGCCUGUGACGUGUCAGGAUGUGGCACCAUGGUUGGAUACAAUCAGGGAAGACUUAUGUGGUGGCCCGUGGAACCUAGACAAUCAUCCCAUGGGCGGCAUGGAUAUUGAUCAUCAUGAUCAAGCUACUGCUGCAGGUUUUUCUUGUGGCCGUGUGAAUUCGAUCGAUUACUUCUACAAUGAAGACUACAUUUUCCUGGAAGGCCGAUCGUGCAUCUAACAUGACAUGAUGCAGUUUUUAUGAAGACUGAUCUUUAAGUUUUUAUUUCAUGUUUUAGUGAUUAGAAGCUGGGAGGCUUUGCCAAAACAUAGUGUACAACUGGGUUGAUUCCAUUUCAAAGUAAAGAGCCAUUUUUUUUUUCAUAACAUUCAUGUGCACUUGCAUUUGAGUUUGUUUUGAUGUUUAUGCCCAUGUUACUGAACUCUCUGUCC